This is a messenger RNA of Panonychus citri (citrus red mite), 2007 nucleotides long. RefSeq names its product RNA-binding protein cabeza-like. Lineage: Eukaryota; Metazoa; Arthropoda; Arachnida; Trombidiformes; Tetranychidae. Gene Ontology annotation, molecular function: RNA binding. The record is from RefSeq and is a predicted model, not a curated record. The transcript has 5 exons. The coding region runs from base 397 to 1392 and encodes 331 amino acids.
GUUCCUUAAUUUUCUGGUUAACUUAAAUUGUAAUUAAUUUACUUUAAGAAUAAUUUAUUUUAUUUAAUUAAUGGUUAAUUAACUGUGGAACUUACCAGACUCUUGAUUGUUUUUCAAUUGUUGGAUUGACUAUUAGCCAAUUGGAAACCUUUACAUUGAAACAUUUUGUCAACAUUUCGGUUUUGUAUUGGAUUAUAAAAAUUUGUUUUUUUUCAAUCUCACUCUUAAUAAGAUUAUCAUUGUUUUUCUUGCUUCUUUUCCUGUUCUUGUUUGAUUAUUAAUUUUAUUGGCAAUUAAUAAUUCCCAAAGAGUAAUAAUUGUCUUUCGUAAUUUGUAUUCUCUCUGUCUCCUGUUUCAAGAAAAGUGACAAUAUUUCUGGAUUAAUCUUCAAUCGCUAUGGAUGAUGGUUGGAAUUCUAGUGCUAGUGGAGCUGAUGCUUGGUCAGGCUCUGCCACGACUGUAGAUUAUGGUAACAAUAUUGGAAGAUCCUAUUCAAAUAAUACUACUUUAACUGGUGGUGAUCCUUCAUCUACACCAUCAACAUCGGGAGCAUUUUCUAGUAGUGGUGGAGGUGGUGAAAGAGGAAGUGGUGGUGGUGGUGGAGGAGGAGGAGGAGGAUAUUCUCGCAACUUAAAUCCUAAAGCUCAGCUUAGUGUUGAUAGAAUGCCUUAUGAAACAUCAGUUGAAACUAUUCGAAAUAUUUUCGGGCGAUAUGGCAGAAUAGCUCGUGUUAUAUGUGACUAUAAAAUAACAGAGGAACGAUUGCAUGUUUGGUUAGACUAUGAAGAUGAAAGAGUUUGUGAGUCAGCUUUAAGAGAGAAUGGUCGAAAAAUGGAAAAGUCCACCAUUGUUGUCAUGAAAUCUUCCUCUGGGGGUGGUGAAGAUGGCUUCCGUUCUCGUGGACCAAAGAAAGAUGCCUGGGGUAAUAAUACUUGGAACAAGGAUCGAAACAGUGGCGGAGGAGCUGCGGCUGCCAACACUUCUACUGCAUCGGUUGAAGGUGCUGAUUGGAGUUCAGCCGAUUGGUCUAGUGGAGGUGAUGCAAACACUUCCAGUAAUGAUAACUAUGGUGAUGGAGAAGAUCGUAGGUCAUCUAGAGGCCGUGGUAGAGGUGGAAGAGAUCGUGGUGGUCGAGGAGGUGGUAGAGGUCGUGGUGGUGGAGGUCGUUAUCAACCUUAUGACAAAAAUGAUUCGUCAUUUGAGAAAACUGAACUUCCUCCAUGGGAAGAUAUUCUUGCUGGUAAAUCAUCAUCAACACCCGCUGCAUCUUCAGCAUCAGCAUCUGAUCAAUGGAACACUGAUGAUCAGUGGGGAUCAGGAGGAGGAAGUAAAGAACCAAGUCAUCAGAAUACUGCACCACCGGCUGACCAAGCUGCUCUAGAUUGGGACUAAAAUGCCUUUUUUUUUAUUUAAACCACACUACCUAAAUCAUUAUCAUCUCUUUGAUUACCAGUGAUUUCGUUAAAAACUUAUCCAUCAACAUUUAAAUUUUACAUUGUAAUCAUUUUCUUUCCUCUUCUCAUCAUCGACAAUUUUGAUUCUUGCAUUAUUUGUAUACAGUUUUCCUUAAAAAUAACAUGACAAUUUGUCUGAUUGAAACAAAAAUCGUCUUCUCACUUGAUUGAAUGUUUACAAUCAGCAUAAAUUGUUUCAAAUGCAAUCUGGUCCAAUGGAUGUUUCAAACUAUCAACAACAACAAAUAACCUUGACCCUUGUCCAUCUUUAUGAAAAAUCAGUGCCAUUUAUGUAAAAGGAUUGAAACAAAAUCAACAAAAAUCGAAACUUUUUCCUCGCCAAUCCUUUAUGCACCAUUAACUCAUUCAAUUAAUUGUUUCAUCAAAUUUUAGGUUAACCUGUUUACUGAUUGACAAGCAGCUUUGAUCAUCAUGAUAAUCAACGAAAUCAACAACAAAAGCGGAAAAAUACACAACAUGGAAUUACAAACUCUCUCUCUCAUUCUCCUUUUCCUCAAUCUUUAUUUUCAUAAAAUAUUAAGGAUAAAGUUGA